UUGCUUUCUUGGUUGCCUUUUGACUUACCUACCGAGGUAGGCCAACAUAUUCAGCAGUCAACUGUAAUUAAUCAUGCUUCAUGAUUGACGGAUACCACCGUGAUACCGGCGCACGUCUGGUUUUUCCUGGGUUAGGUGGUUUGCUAAAGUGCUAACCAGGAGCCACUAUAUACACCUCUCAGAUGACUAUUGCAGCUGUCAUCAACGAGGGGCACACCCCGACAAUUAACCGUCACGAUAGCAAACAUGUUGCAAGUCACCAAAUACCUUUCCAAAAGGACAGGGUGGUCAGUGAUGUUGAUGAAUUCGUUGUCAAUUCAAAUAAACUUGCCUCCGACCAUACGCAUCGCCGUCUAAAACCAAGACACAUACAACUUAUCGGCAUUGGUGGCACAAUUGGCACAGCGCUGUAUGUGCAGAUUGGCAAAGGCCUGAUGCAUGGCGGCCCUGGCAGUCUCUUCCUGGCAUUUUUUAUUUGGCAACGAGGCGGUCUCUACAAAGACUUGCCCUCUUGAGUCUCAAGAGGGCAUUGACUGGGACACGGCAUACUUGACAUUUUUCGUGAGAAAGCACGAGUCCGAAAUCUGCCUUUCUUGAUCUUUCGU
Messenger RNA from Aspergillus homomorphus CBS 101889, 605 nucleotides. RefSeq lists its product as uncharacterized. Gene Ontology annotation, biological process: amino acid transmembrane transport. Gene Ontology annotation, molecular function: amino acid transmembrane transporter activity. Lineage: Eukaryota; Fungi; Ascomycota; Eurotiomycetes; Eurotiales; Aspergillaceae. Bases 183 to 515 code for a protein of 110 amino acids. The record is from RefSeq and is a predicted model, not a curated record. Gene Ontology annotation, cellular component: membrane. The transcript is spliced from 3 exons.